AAAAUUUGCGGGGUGGGACUGAGCUUGCUGGGACCCGGCAAUCCACGAACGCUGCGUGUUUGUGGUGCGAUUCGACGCACUGUGCUACAAUAAGAUGCGGUCCCCGUCGCAAGGAGACUCCAGCAACUGCAUGAUGUCUUGGCAUCGCCACCUUUUGCGUGUUCGUUGGCUUUCUCACGGCGCAGGAAUCUGUCAGAAGGGGCGCUGGCUAGGCUUUCCGGUUUGUGCCCCAGACGAAGGCGAGAACUUUUUCCCGGGGUAUAAUUGCUGAGGAGAUUGUCAUGAAUAUGAGAGGUUUGCUUUGACGAAUUUCGGCUGGCGUAUGUUGGGUGGUCCUUCGUUCAAUCCCGUUUCGCCGAGUCGUUUGCAAGACUUAGGCAGGGAAUUGCACCACUGACCUCAGCAAUUGGCCUGCCAUCGCGGCUUUGUAAGCUGUCACGAUGAGCAUGGCUGACCUUCCAGAUGAUUGUAUUGCAUCUAUCCUGGCCCGCACGACACCAUGGGAUGCGACACGGAUGGCUGGAGUAUGUACCGCUUUCAAGAGAGUCACUGAGAGUGAGAAACUAUGGAAGGAUUUCCUUCCCGGCGACUACGAUAGUAUUUGUGAAGCACAGACGAAGCUUCAAAGUAUUAGAGAGAUUGUGAAAAGUCUAGCGGCUGGGGUGUUUCUUGAUGACGGGUUGCAGAAGUACAUGUUGCUGCAAAGGUCGAGGGGCGUUUGUCGCAAGCUCUCGGUGGUUGCCAUGGACAUUGCUUGGGGCUCGGACAUGAGAUUCUGGAAGUGGGAGCACUCUCGCAGUUCGUGUUUCGGCAAGGUUGCGCACCUGCUCGCUAUCUGCUGGCUGGAGGUACGCGGGACUUGGAGCUGCUCAUUACCAGCAGGUUCAUAUACCGCAGUCUGGCGCCUUCGUGCUGCGAACCCGAUGGGUGGCCGCUUUCACUUCCUUUCUUGGAAGAAACCUCUAACAUUCACUGUCGCUACUGCUGAUGGUCAGACGGUGGAAAAGUCCCUUAACCUUGUAGACACACCGAGGAAGUGUUUUGAGGAUUGGCUCGAGUUCGAGGUUGGAACCAUUAACGUACAUGGAGACGGGUCGUCGACCCAAAAAGUUAAGCUAACCUACAGCAUCCGGGAAACAGAUUGUACAUAUUGGAAAGGUGGGCUUUACCUGGAUUGUCUGACGUUGCGACCAAGUGGAUGUUUAGAAGACGUGCCACCCAUCACGAAGGAUCUCGAAUUCAGCAAAAUUCGAGGUCAUCCUGGCGUGUUUUAGCUCAAACGAGCUCUCUCUCCUUUCCUGUAAUCUACGACGAAACAUUCUGCAUUUUCCCGCACUUGGAGAUGGCAGCCAGCACAGAUUCCUCUUCAUACUAAGGACAAUACAGCCAACAUGCUUGAGGAAGCAGACUGAUCAUGACAACUCUACUGCAUCUCCAAUAACAGGAAAUAUUCGUAAGCUAAAAGUGUUCGAACGUUGAAAACGUUGAGCGAGUUGCACAAUGAAUUUGGCAGCUGCAGUGGCUGAUUUGUUCACUGGCCCCCAUGGCCAUCUGUAUGGCCACUCUUUCUCCCUGUAACUCUUAGCCAUGCCCUUCCAUUCCUACCUACUUUUCCCUGCCUUUCUCCAUGAACCUGCACAAACAAACAUGGAUUUUGUAGAUCUUCGUAAUGCUUUUUUGGGUUGUAUAUAUAUUGACGAGUUUGUCUGUAGUUAAAGUACAUUAUGAAUGAAGUACAUUAUGAAUGUAAGGUUCAUUUUGAAAUUAUUGUAUCUUCUUACGAGUCUUCUCGGCCAUUCAAGUAAAGAAACCAUGGAACCAGUUAAUCUUUGGAGCA
Physcomitrium patens is the source of this 1837-nucleotide messenger RNA. Its product is annotated as putative F-box protein PP2-B12. Gene Ontology annotation, molecular function: protein binding. The record is from RefSeq and is a predicted model, not a curated record. NCBI's taxonomy places the organism in Eukaryota, Viridiplantae, Streptophyta, Bryopsida, Funariales, Funariaceae.